CAAGGAGCCAAUCGGCUUCCUCCUGGCGAAGCACCCAGGCGUUGGUAUUUUUCAGAUACAGGAAAAAGGCAUCAUGUUGAUGUGAGUCCCUCUCUUCCUGUCCUUUUGUUGUCGAGUAAGAAACUGGCAGCAGAACUUUGACUGACAGUUAUCUAUAGAUCCCAAAUGGAGCAUCACACAUUUCCUGGCCCUGAAGCAGAAAGGAGAGUGAAACAGUGUGGAACAGAAAUGUGCAACGAAGCAUCACGGGAUAGAAAAGUGCAGGGCAACCUGAGCAUGGACCUUGGCAUCUCAGAGAUGCAGCGCCAGCACUUCAGGAAGCUCUGCUAUCAAGAGACCGAGGGACCCCGAAAAGUGUGCAGCCAGCUCCACUGCCUUUGCCACCAGUGGCUGAAACCUGAAAGGCAUGGCAAGAGGCAGAUCUUGGACCUGCUGGUCCUGGAGCAGUUCCUGGCCGUCCUUCCCCCAGAGAUGGAGAGCUGGGUCCGAGAGUGUGGGGCAGAGACCUGUUCCCAAGCGGUGUCCCUGGCAGAGGGAUUCCUCCUGAGUCGGGCAGAGGAGAAGAAGCAGAAACAGAUGCAGGAGCUACGUAAAGUAGCCUGGGAAUUACCACAAGAAGAGGAGACUCCACAAGACACCAGAUCGAAGGAGGAGUUUGGAAGAGGUGCCAACUCAUUGGUCAGUGAAAGAAUCCACAUUCUGCCCUCCAUGCAGUUACCUGUAGGAAUGGAAACAUCUUCAGUCCUGGUGGACCAGGGCCUGGUGACCUUUGAUGAAGUCGCUGUGUGUUUUACAGAGGAGGAGUGGGCUCUGCUGGAUGCAGGCCAGAGGGCUCUGCACAAGGAAGUCAUGGAGGAGAACCGUGGGCUUGUGGCCUCUCUGGUAGGUAGAAGGGAACGAAACGAAGAGGAAACACAGACGAAAACCGAAGCCAAACAAACAUUGAUGAUAAAUUCUCAUAAAAGCACAGAGUUCUGUGUAACACCAUCACAGGGAGAGCGUCACAUAGGAAAGAAAACUUUGGUGAGGAAGAAACCAUUCAAAUGUUCUGAGUGCGGAAAGGGCUUCAGUCAGCGCAGCACACUUGCUGACCAUCACCGAAUCCACACUGGCGAGAAGCCGUACACGUGCUCAGAGUGCGGGAAGAGCUUCAGCCGUAGCCGAGCCCUUGCCGAUCACGAAAGAACCCACACUGGGGAGAAGCCGUAUCAAUGCUCAGUAUGUGGGAAGAGCUUCGCUCAGAGUAGCAACUUUGCUUACCAUAAAAAGACGCACACGGGGGAGAAGCCGUUUGAAUGCGCAGAAUGCGGAGAAACCUUCAGCCGCAGCCGCGCUCUUAUCGAUCAUCAGAGGAUCCACACCGGAGAGAAGCCGUACAAAUGCUCAGAGUGCGGGAAGAGGUUCACCCAAAGCAGCACUCUUACCUAUCACCAAAGGACUCACACGGGAGAGAAGCCGUACCAGUGUCCGGAGUGCGGAAAGAGCUUCUCUCAGAGCAGCAACCUCUCGGCUCAUAAGAAAACCCACGUGUACAAACCGUUGCAAUGUGUAGAGUGCGGAAAGAACUUCCGUUCCAGGGAAAACUUUGCCUUUCACCUUGGGAUUCACACAGCGCGGGAAAGGACGAAGGGUCCCCAGCAUUUGUGGAGGGGUGGGAAUAUUUGGGACGCAGAGGACGUGCCGUGGGCGCAGUCUCAGAAUGGGUACAACCGACCAGAAAAUACCCAUUUCCCAAGACCUGGGCGAGAAAGUGGAGACAUGGAGGCAAGUUCCCAUCCAUUGGCCAUGGCAGAAGGCUUCCUCUUGAGUCCUGCAGAGGGAGAGGAGCAAGAAGGAAGGCAGUCCUUGCUCCUCUUCCAGGAGCCCAAUGUCCUGGCCAUAGUAGCAACCACUGAAUUGCCUGUAGCAGAGGAAGCUUCUCUGGAUGCUGAGCAGAGGACACCAUUCAGGUGGAUUGUGCAGGAGGGAGCAGGAGGGGCCGCUUCACUCGAAUCUCUUUUGGUUCCCAAACCUGAACCCAUCCCAUGGUUGGAAGAAAAAGAAGUUCCAUUGAUGGAGGUGUACGAGGAAGUCACAAGACCAGCAGGAGAUGGGAAGGAGAAGAAAAAAGAUGACAAACAGGAAUCUGUAGCAAAACAUAACUCGAGUAAAAACCAUGUCAUUUGCACAGCCCCUCUGCUUCCUCAAAGCCCCUUGCCAAAUAAGCACCAAGCAGGGCAGAGAGAAGUAAGGAAAUUUUCUUUUUCCAAAAGAAAGAAAUCGUUCCAGUGUUCGGAGUGUGGAAAGAGUUUCAGAAAGAAGCCUACCCUUAACGCCCAUAAAAAAAUUCAUACUGGCGGGAAACCCUAUAAGUGCUCCAGAUGUGGGAUGGGCUUCAACCGGAGCAGCAACAUGUUGGCUCACCAAAGAACCCACACCGGCGAGAAAUCCUUUCGGUGCCCCAAAUGCGGGAUCAGCUUUAGCCGGAAGCAGGCCCUUAUCGAUCACGGAAGGAUCCACACUGGGGAAAAGCCGUAUAAAUGCUCGGUUUGCGGGAAGAGCUUCAGCCGGAGAAAUAACUUGGCCUCCCAUCAGAAAAUCCACACUGAGAAGAAGCCCUUUGAGUGCUGCGAAUGUGGGGAAAGCUUCCGGCGGAGCUGUACCCUGACGAAACAUUUCAGGAUCCACACGGGAGAGAAGCCCUACAAGUGCUUGGAGUGCGGGAGGAGCUUCACCCAGAGCAGCACCCUCAUGUAUCACCAGAGGACCCACACGGGGGAGAAGCCAUACCAAUGCUCGGAGUGUGGAAAAAGGUUCGUGCAGAGCAGUAACCUCACUUACCAUAAGGAAACCCACACAUUUAAGCCGUUUGAGUGUCCAGAGUGCAGGAAGAGCUUUGCUCACAGCAGCAGCCUGGCUGACCAUCAGAGGCUGGCCACCUGCAAGAAGCUGUUCAAGUGCCCGGACUGCGGGAAGCACUUCCGCUCGAGGGAAAACUUCGGCUUUCACGUCCAAAUCCAUAUGGAAAGUGUGGCGCCCGAGGUCAGUGGGGCUUUUCCUGUUCUCCGAACACUGUGUGAACGGUUUCUGCCGCGAGUGCCUCCUCUCGUGUGUGCUGCAGUGGGACCGCUGGCUGAAGCCCUUGCCACAGUCCAAGCACUUGAAGGGCUUCUCUCCCGUGUGGGUCCUGCAGUGGCGAACCAGGUCGGAGCGGUGCCGGAAGGUCUUGCCGCAAUCCGCACAAUUGUACGGCCGCUCUUUGGCGUGCAUGCGCUGGUGCCGGUUGAGGAGCGAGGCCUCGCCAAACUUCCUCCCGCAGUCUGGGCACCGGAACUCCUCUGCCAAAGCCACUGCCUGGGCACAGUCUUCCACUCCUCGUUCCCGGACACAGCUUUGAAUCUCCGAGGGAAGGAUGGUCAGGAACUGCUCCAGGACCACCAGCUCCAGGAUCUGCUCCUUGGAGAGCCUGUCGGGCUCCAGCCACUGGCGGCAAAGGGCCCGGAGGCGGAGGCAAACUUCUCGGGGGCCAUCCGCUUCCAGGUAGCAGAACUGCCGGAAGCGCCGGCGCUGGGCCUCUCCAUCGACAACGGGGGAGGUUUUUUUGGAGGAAAAGGAGAAACACCUGAGGCGGAGUUCUUGGGUUUAGAGGGAAGGAACCGGAGGGAAGAAGUUUUCCAGGCAGAAAAGCUCCAUGCGGAUGUUUUGAUUGCAGAAAGACCAACAGAGGUGAAACAGGAGCCUGACAAAGACUCGCUUCAGCGGUGGGAAACCCAAUGGCAGGAGUUCCUGAAGAGCCUGGAAGGCCCUCACCCAAACUGGGGCACCUCUCAGUCGAGGGAGGAGCCGUGGGACGACGCCAAAGCCUUCCUGGCCUCCUUUGAGCAAGUGGCCCAAGCCUGCCGGUGGCCCAAGGAAGAGUGGGUACCCCGGCUCCUGCCAGCAUUGAGCGGAGAGGCCAAGCGGGCCUUCACUGGCCUGGAGGCCAAAGACAGGGAGGAUUAUGGGAAAGUGAAGGCCACCAUAUUGCACAGGGAUGCCAUGUGGCAAGAGGAACAGCGGCAGUGUUUCCGGCAUUUUCGCUACCGUGAGGCUGAGGGUCCGAGAGGGGCUUACGGGCAGCUUCAGGAACUGUGUUGUCAGUGGCUGAAACCUGAAAGGCAUUCAAAUGAGCAGAUCCUGGAGCUGCUGGUCUUGGAGCAGUUCUUGGCCAUCCUGCCUCCAGAGAUAGAGGCCUGGGUCAAGGAAUGUGGUCCAGAGACUUGCUCCCAGGCGGUGGCCUUGGCGGAGGACUUCCUCCAGAAGCAGCGAGAGGCCAAGAGGCAAGCAAACCAGGUGCUGUCAGAGGAGAUGAUGGGUUCCCCUGAAGGUGUCCAAGCCUUGCCUGAGAUUGAGCAGAAGAAGCUUAGUGUGAAGACCAAACAGGAAGAUGACGAUGGGGAUGCUGGGCCCUUGGGUGAUGAAAGGAAAAGUGAGAAAGGGGGGCCACCAGGUGAGGAUUCCCCAGAAAGAACAGAGUGUGAAACAUUGAAGGAGAAUGUCUGGAGCCAAGAUGGGUCAGUAAGCCAAGGCAGAAGCAACAUGGAUGAGCCAGGAGCCAAAUCCUUCCCAUUUCAGCAUAUAUUAAAAUACCUGUGGCAAAAGUUAAAACACAAUAGACAUUCUUGUCCAAGGAUGAAAAUGGAGACCCGAGAAGACCUUACAACUCAUAUACCAGGGCAGGUGUCACGGGAAGUGAGAGGGAGCUGCCAUGUUGGGACAACUGAGGCAUUCCUACAAAGGAGACCAAUGGAGGUGAAACAGGAGCCCGACAAAGACUCACUUCAGCAGUGGGAAAUCCAAUGGCAGGAGUUCCUGAAGAGCGUGGAAGGCCCUCAGCCAAACUGGGGCACCUCUCAGUCGAGGGAGGAGCCGUGGGACGACGCCAAAGCCUUCCUGGCCUCCUUUGAGCAAGUGGCCCAAGCCUGCCGGUGGCCCAAGGAAGAGUGGGUGCCCCGGCUCCUGCCAGCAUUGAGUGGAGAGGCCAAACGGGCCUUCGCUGGCCUGGAGGCCGAAGGCAGGGGGGAUUAUGGGAAAGUGAAGGCUGCCAUCUUGCAGGGGGACGCCAUGCGGAGGGAGGAGCAGCGGCAGUGUUUCCGGCGUUUCCGCUACCGUGAGGCCGAGGGGCCGAGAGGGGCUUACGGGCAGCUUCAGGAACUGUGUUGCCAGUGGCUGAAAGCUAAAAGGCAUUCGAAGGAGCAGAUCCUGGAGCUGCUGAUCUUGGAGCAGUUCUUGGCCAUUCUGCCUUCAGAGAUAGAGGCCUGGGUCAAGGAAUGUGGUCCAGAGACUUGCUCCCAGGCGGUGGCCUUGGCGGAGGACUUCCUCCGGAGACAGCGAGAGGCCAGGAAGCAGGCAGACCAGAUGCUGUUACAGGGAGAAGAGACAGUGGACUCUCCCGAAGUUGGCCAAGCCCUGCCUGAGAUUGAGCAGAAGAAGCUUAGUGUGGUGACCAAACAGGAAGAUGACAACGGGGAUGCUGGACUCUUAGGUGAUGAAUGGAAAAGUGAGUAUGAGAGGCAACUAGGUGAGGAUUCCUCAGAAAGAACAGAGUGUGAAGCAGUGAAGGAGAAUGUUUGGAGCCAAGAUGGGCCAGCGAGCCAAGACGGAAGCCACAUGAAGGAGCCGAAAGCAAAUUCCUUUCCAUUUCAGGUGGGAAACUCCCAUGAAAUCUCAGUCCAGCAGGAAAGUGAAACAGAAAAAAAGGGGAUUGCUUUCCCCAGUGUUCAAUGUAGAAAUUACUCUGAGAACGAAUCAGAUUUGAUGUUUGCAAAGACCUUCAGCGAGAGUGGAAACCUUAUUGAAUGUGAAAUGCUUUAUGAAGGGACAAGUUCCAACAUAUACCUGAAUCAAAGUAUUUCUGCAGAUGAGAGGCAGCUUAUGAAUUUGGAUCUUGGUAAGAUGAAGCAUCCAAAGAUCCAAAAAGAGGAGAAGAUGGAGUGUGCGAAAUCCUUCUGUCGGAAGACCCAUCUCUCGUCAUACCAGAUAAUCCACACAGGAGAGAAGCCGUACCAAUGCUCCGAAUGUGGGAAAUGCUUUGGUUGGAGUGCCCAUCUCAAGGCACACCAGCUAAUCCACACUGGGGAGAAGCCGUUUCAGUGCUUGGAGUGUGGCAAAUGCUUUGGUCGGAGUGCUCAUCUCAAGUCACACCAGAUAAUUCAUACUGGGGAGAAGCCCUACAAAUGUACAGAGUGUGGAAAGUGUUUCAGGCACAAUGGAAGCCUCAGCUUCCAUCAACGGAUGCACACAGGGGAGAAGCCGUAUACCUGCCCCGAAUGUGGCAAGAGUUUCAGCGACCAGUCCACCCUUGUCAAACAUAAGAGAAUCCACACCGGAGAGAAACCAUACACCUGCUCAGAGUGCGGGAAGGGCUUCAGUCAAAGAAACAGUCUGACUUUACAUCUGAGAACCCAUGCCAAGAAAAACAGCCACACGAAACUUAGCAGUGACUAAAUGCUGGCAUGGCUAUGUUAGUCUUUUCUCCCUACCAAAUGAACAGUCUAAUGGCAUCUGUGCUGGAACUGUACAAGUCCCAGUUCCUUUUGUUAGGCUGUCUCACCCACAGCUUGAGAGCAGCCAUUUUUCUGUUAGCUUUAUGAGGGUGUAACUUAAGGAAAUCCUUCCUGGUUUGUAUCAGUAAGUUUGCCCGCCCCUUUACCUGGGGAAAGGGAACCAUUUUAGAUUACAGUGAGAUCCAGGCUUGGACAGGCCAUUUCAAGCCAGUACUACUAACCACCACUGUCCUGCUCAGUGGCAGCCUGUGGAGUUUCCAGCGCCUUCAGCAAGGUGCCAGGCCUCAGUAGGAGAGACCUGCUCUCUCCAUUUCCAACCUGAUUACUUUGGGAAUUGGGUGCCCCAGAAGCCCCUUUACCAGAGAAAGUGAGCAAGGGAAACUUUCAUCUGUCCUUCGUCUCCAAAAUCAUCCACGAGCAGUGACUUCAAGAACAACCUGUUACCUAUGAAUGUUAAGUAUGGACUUUGUUGUGGGGAAAUCAAGUUAGUGUCUGUGUGGAGAUAGGCCCAAGACCAAUUAAUAAAUAGUUACCAUUUCUCUAAAGCAAACAGUGCUGGUGCCUCGCCAAACCACAACUGCCCUGAUUCCAUAGUAUUAAGCCCUGGCAAUUAAAAGUGGUAUCAAAUUAUUA
Molecule: messenger RNA, 7157 nt
Organism: Anolis carolinensis (green anole)
Lineage: Eukaryota; Metazoa; Chordata; Lepidosauria; Squamata; Anolidae
Exons: 20
Coding region: 166-6465 (2099 amino acids)
Biological process (GO): regulation of transcription by RNA polymerase II
Molecular function (GO): RNA polymerase II cis-regulatory region sequence-specific DNA binding; DNA-binding transcription factor activity, RNA polymerase II-specific
Source: RefSeq, a predicted model, not a curated record